This is a messenger RNA of Engraulis encrasicolus (European anchovy), 3269 nucleotides long. RefSeq names its product guanylate cyclase 1 soluble subunit beta 1 (gene gucy1b1). Gene Ontology annotation, biological process: response to oxygen levels; cGMP biosynthetic process. NCBI's taxonomy places the organism in Eukaryota, Metazoa, Chordata, Actinopteri, Clupeiformes, Engraulidae. The record is from RefSeq and is a predicted model, not a curated record. Bases 114 to 1955 code for a protein of 613 amino acids. Gene Ontology annotation, molecular function: heme binding; guanylate cyclase activity. The transcript is spliced from 13 exons. Gene Ontology annotation, cellular component: guanylate cyclase complex, soluble.
GAAUGGUUGUUUCCCACAUAACAACCUCAGCCUCUAGUUAUUGCAAUAACUGUAUUUAGUGCUGAUAAUUAUUACCAACGCGUGUCACUGGGAAGGAUACUUUUUUCUACAACAUGUACGGGUUUGUGAAUCACGCUUUGGAACUUCUGGUACUGAGAAAUUAUGGACCCGAAGUCUGGGAGGACAUUAAGAGGGAAGCUCAACUUGAUGUUGAAGGCCAGUUCCUGGUCAGAAUUAUUUAUGAAGAUGCCAAGACCUAUGAUCUUGUGGCAGCUGCAAGCAAGGUCCUCAAGGUAGAUGCUGGCCAGAUUCUACAAAUGUUCGGAAAGAUGUUUUUUGAGUUCUGCCAAGAAUCUGGAUACGACACUAUCCUUCGUGUGCUGGGGUCCAAUGUUCGCGAGUUCUUGCAGAAUUUAGAUGCCCUGCACGACCAUCUGGGAACCAUUUAUCCGGGCAUGAGAGCCCCGUCUUUCCGGUGCACCGACGGCGAGAAGGGAAACAACCUAGUUCUGCACUACUACUCGGAGAGAGAAGGUCUGCAGGACAUUGUCAUCGGCAUCAUUAAGACAGUUGCACAGCAGAUCCAUGGCACAGAAAUUGAGAUGAAGGUCAUCCAGCAGAAGGGUGAGGAGUGUGAUCACAUCAAGUUCCUCAUUGAGGAGAAAGAGUCAGAGGAAGAGGCCUUCUACGAAGACCUGGAUGGCUUUGAGGAGAACGGCACCCAGGAGACGAGGAUCAGUCCCUACACUUUCUGCAAGGCCUUCCCCUUCCACUUGAUGUUUGAUCAGGACCUCACACUUACGCAGUGUGGAAAUGCCAUCUUCAGGGUCCUGCCACAGCUCCAGCCCGGUGUGUGCAACCUGUCCUCAGUCUUCUCCCUGGUGCGACCUCACAUUGACUUCAGCUUCCAUGGAAUACUCUCCCACAUUAACACUGUGUUUGUGCUACGCAGCAAGGAAGGGCUGCUGAACGUGGAGAUGGCUGAGAAUGAGGAUGAGCUGACAGGCACAGAGAGCAGCUGCCUGCGGCUCAAGGGCCAAAUGAUCUCCCUCCCUGAGACAGAAAACAUCCUCUUCCUCUGCUCCCCAAGUGUGAUGAACCUGGAUGACCUGACGAGGCGUGGCUUGUAUUUGAGCGACAUCCCGCUGCAUGAUGCCACGCGAGACCUGGUGCUGCUGGGGGAGCAGUUCCGUGAGGAGUACAAGCUGACGCAGGAGCUGGAGAUCCUCACCGACCGCCUGCAGCACACCCUCCGCGCCCUGGAGGACGAGAAGAAGAAAACAGACAGACUGUUGUAUUCUGUGCUGCCACCAUCAGUGGCCAAUGAGCUGCGUCACAAGAGACCAGUGCCUGCCAAGCGUUACGACAAUGUCACCAUCCUCUUCAGCGGCAUUGUGGGAUUCAACGUCUUCUGCAGCAAGCAUGCCUCGGCUGAAGGAGCCAUCAAGAUAGUCAAUCUGCUUAAUGAUGUGUACACCAGAUUUGACAUUCUGACUGACACACGGAAGAACCCUUAUGUCUACAAGGUGGAGACGGUUGGUGAUAAAUAUAUGACAGUCAGCGGCCUCCCUGAGCCCUGUACCCACCAUGCCCAGUCCAUUUGCCACCUAGCCCUGGACAUGAUGGAGAUCGCCGGACAGGUGAAGGUGGAUGACGAACCUGUGCAGAUAACCAUAGGUAUCCAUACAGGGGAGGUGGUCACUGGGGUCAUUGGUCAGCGGAUGCCCCGUUACUGCCUCUUCGGAAACACUGUGAACCUCACAAGUCGCACAGAGACCACAGGAGAGAAGGGCAGGAUUAAUGUCUCUGAGUACACAUACAGGUGUUUGCAGUCAGCUGAAAAUGCAGACCCACAGUUUCACCUGGAGUACAGAGGGCCAGUCACUAUGAAAGGCAAGAAGGACCCCAUGAAGGUGUGGUUUUUGUCUCGAAAGGCCCCUGAAACAACUAUCUAGAAAACUACAGUGUCCUCCUCUUUUUUAAAUAAUUGCUUUUUGUCUUAAAAUGUGUCACCUCAUAUUUAACUUGUGCACAACUCUGUAAAACUGAACAUCAACCACACACAUAAUUAACACAAGAUAUUGUAUAUUUUAAUGUAUCUUUGAACUCUGUUGUAUGAUUUGAUAGCUAAAUGAUUGAAGUAGAAUGCAAAAUUUUAAAACUAAAUGCUCGUCUCCAUUGAAUCUAAUUGCUUGAUUUAGCUCUUUUGACUGACAAUUCAAUCUUCUAGAGUUAAUUGAAUUAUUAUUUAUUCUAUAUUUACCUUUGUAUGCCUAAAAUAUGCGUAUAGUCCAUAGAGUGGAGACUCUUAUGCAGGACAAGGUAGAAUUUUAGACUAGUGUUAUUCAUCUGACAUUCACAUUUAUUUAUGUAUAAAUUCUGAACUGUGGGCUAUAUUUAAUUAUAGUACAGCAUAUUUAUUUUUUGUAUGUAUGUAUGUUUGUAUGUACGUAUGUAACACUUAUAAGCUGUUGACCAUUACUAUCAGAAUUUAUAGUUUUGACAGUGUACAAAAUCUCACAUGAAAUUUGUAUUUAAAUAGAUCUGUUCUUAAAACAGCACUUUGCAACCAUUUUAAAUAGUAGCUAUAUAUUGAUAGAGGACCAAUCAUACCACUUGUCCUCGGUAUCUUGCACAUAGACUUAAUAAGUGUUUUCAGUUUUAAUUCAGCAGAUUUUUAAUUCAGCACCUCUUUUGUUACAGUAUGUGACACAUUCUAUUUCUGUCAAUUGUGUGACACGAUUGUCAUGCAGGAGUGCGUGUAGAGCAGAUAACACUAUUUCUGUAAAACAUAGGCUAUAUUUUUACUCACAUCUUCGUAAUGUUAACGUUUGUGUCACAAUCAAAGAUCACAGUGGACAACAGCCAUUGAAGUUGCUCUUGAAUUAUUUAUGAAGCAAAAGGGUGCAUUUGUGAUUUUUUUCUUCUUCUUUAAAUUUGGUACAACACUGUUGUGCUCCUCAUAGAAAGAUGUGCCAAGUGCCUCACUGACUACAACCUGCACAGUAUAGUGGACAGUAUACAACAUGUAUUUAUAUAUCACAACUAAGAAGUUGUAGUUGUUCAGAUCCUCAGCAACACAGGCAGAUGUUCUACUGUAAGAAUUCUUUUUUAUGCUUUCUUUAAAAAAAAGAAAAAUUACAGUAUGUUUUGCAGAUAAAUGUCGUUUUUUUUCCAGUAACAUUGAAAGCAGUUACAUUAUCCCAAGCAUCCCUUUAAGAUGUUGACAAGUGUUCUGUUUCUGUGACAAAUAAACACCACUAAACCAA